GCGGCGCGGGGCGGCGGUGUCGGGCUCGGGUCUGCGGGUACCCCGAGGAGUGCAGCAGCGGCGGGUGCUCGUCCCGGCCGCGCGGCCAUGAACCUGGAGCCGCUGCGGAAGCGCGUCCGGCAGUAUCUGGACCAGCAGCAGUAUCAAAGUGCUCUGUUUUGGGCAGACAAAGUAGCUUCGCUCUCUCAUGAGGAUCCCCAAGACGUUUAUUGGUUGGCUCAGUGUCUUUACCUGACAGCACAGUAUCAUAGAGCAGCCCAUGCACUUCGGUCACGGAAGCUGGACAAAUUGUAUGAAGCUUGUCGCUACCUUGCAGCCAGAUGCCACUAUGCUGCAAAAGAGCACCAGCAGGCUCUUGAUAUUCUUGAUAUGGAAGAACCAAUCAACAAAAGGCUAUUUGAAAAAUACUUGAAGGAUGAAAGUGGCUUGAAAGAUUCCUCCUGUGACUGGGAAAUGUCACAGUCCUCAAUAAAGAGUUCUAUUUGUCUUCUACGAGGGAAGAUCUAUGAUGCUCUAGAUAACCGAACCCUAGCUACCUACAGUUACAAAGAAGCUUUGAAGCUUGAUGUCUACUGUUUUGAAGCAUUUGACCUUUUAACAUCACACCACAUGUUGACAGCACAAGAAGAAAAAGAACUUCUUGAGUCACUGCCUCUUAGCAAGCUGUGUACUGAAGAACAGGAAUUGCUACGAUUCCUGUUUGAGAACAAACUGAAAAAGUAUAAUAAGCCUAGUGAAACUGUCAUCCCUGAAUCUGUAGAUGGCUUGCAAGAGAAUCUUGAUGUGGUGGUGUCCUUAGCUGAGAGGCAUUAUUACAACUGUGAUUUUAAGAUGUGUUACAAGCUUACUUCUGCCGUAAUGGAAAAAGAUCCUUUUCAUGCAAAUUGUUUACCUGUACAUAUAGGGACCCUUGUGGAAUUGAAUAAAGCAAACGAACUUUUCUAUCUUUCUCACAAACUGGUGGAUUUGUAUCCUAGUAAUCCUGUGUCUUGGUUUGCAGUGGGAUGUUAUUAUCUCAUGGUUGGUCAUAAAAAUGAACAUGCCAGAAGAUAUCUCAGCAAAGCUACAACACUUGAGAAGACGUAUGGGCCUGCAUGGAUAGCCUAUGGACAUUCAUUUGCAGUUGAAAGCGAGCAUGACCAAGCAAUGGCUGCUUACUUCACAGCAGCACAGCUAAUGAAAGGGUGUCAUUUGCCAAUGUUAUACAUCGGAUUAGAAUAUGGUUUGACCAAUAACUCCAAACUGGCUGAAAGAUUUUUCGGCCAAGCUCUGAGCAUUGCGCCAGAAGACCCCUUUGUCAUACAUGAAGUCGGGGUUGUUGCCUUUCAGAAUGGAGAAUGGAAAACAGCAGAAAAAUGGUUUCUCGAUGCUUUGGAAAAAAUUAAAGCAAUUGGGAAUGAGGUAACAGUUGACAAAUGGGAACCUUUGUUGAACAACUUGGGGCAUGUCUGCAGAAAACUUAAAAAAUAUGCUGAAGCAUUGGAUUACCACCGGCAGGCAUUGGUGUUGAUUCCUCAGAAUGCAUCCACCUAUUCUGCCAUAGGGUAUAUCCACAGUCUGAUGGGCAACUUUGAAAAUGCUGUGGAUUAUUUCCAUACAGCCCUUGGUCUUAGACGAGAUGACACAUUUUCUGUUACAAUGCUUGGUCAUUGCAUUGAAAUGUACAUUGGAGAUUCUGAAGCUUAUAUCGGAGCAGACAUUAAAGACAAAUUAAAAUGUUAUGACUUUGAUGUGCAUACAAUGAAGACACUAAAAAACAUUAUUUCACCUCCGUGGGAUUUUAGGGAAUUUGAAGUAGAAAAACAGACUGCAGAAGAAACGGGCCUUGCGCCACUGGAAAACUCCAGGAAAACUCCAGAUUCCAGACCCUCUUUGGAAGAAACUUUUGAAAUAGAAAUGAAUGAAAGUGACAUGAUGUUAGAGACAUCCAUGUCAGACCAUAGCACGUGACUCCAGACAGUGGUCAAAGGGCCCAUGCGUGCUGUAUAAGUCAGUAUUCCUUCACAUCCUUGCCAUGUCUUAAAAGAGUUUCCUACUUCCUAAUAUGAAUCCAAACUACAUCUCUACAUAUAGGACCAGCAACCUGCCUUAAGAGAUGGGAUAGCACACCUCUGCAACAGAUAUUUUCUGAUUCUCUGAACCUACAAAAUAGUUACACGUAGUGGAAUAAAGAAGGUACAACUGUCCAUUACGUCUUUUUCAAUAAACUUUUAUUUU
Messenger RNA from Castor canadensis (American beaver), 2217 nucleotides. RefSeq names its product cell division cycle 16 (gene Cdc16). Gene Ontology annotation, cellular component: anaphase-promoting complex; cytoplasm. Gene Ontology annotation, biological process: cell division; positive regulation of mitotic metaphase/anaphase transition; anaphase-promoting complex-dependent catabolic process. NCBI's taxonomy places the organism in Eukaryota, Metazoa, Chordata, Mammalia, Rodentia, Castoridae. Gene Ontology annotation, molecular function: protein binding. The record is from RefSeq and is a predicted model, not a curated record.